AUGGCCGGUAAAACCGACCCUCCACUUCCCCUUGAAUGGACGCAGCGCCCGCCCAACGAUGAGUUUUCUUACUUUACCAAUGGGGAUAAAAUCACGGUUCUCCUGCAAACAUUGGAUACCUUCACCUUGCGAUCACUGAACAAGUUUCAAAGUCAGAGGCUUCACAUAUAUGCUGAAACCAUCCAAAUCGAUGGAGAUAUCACCCUUCCAGGUAAAGAACUAGGACUCUUCUGCAACAAAUUUCUUUUACCAGCCGGUCAAUCGACAGCUACCAUCUCUGUAACUGGGGCAAAAGGCGUCAAUGGCGUCCCCAAUCAGGCGAUCGGUGAUACCAAUCAUGGAAAGAAAGGCGGUAACCUCGUGCUAUGCAUAGAGGAGUUUGACCCACUGCUGCUGCCUGACAAGAAUCGCGAACAAAAGAAGACCGGCCUCUACCUUCAGGCAUAUGGUGGCGACGGUGGGAACGGUGCAAUAGGUGUUGGUGAUAAAGGCGGUGGUCCGGCCGGAAAUGGAGGAGACGGAGGCAACAUUACUGUGUAUUAUGGACAUGCUCUAUUUGGCGUGAUGAAUAAUGUUAUGUCUUUGCUUAACGAUUCCAAUAUCCCAUGGUUGUCAAAGCUCACAAGUUUGCGAGACUAUGACUUCAAAGUGCCAAUUUCGGAAGGAAACAAAAACCGGCUUGUGGAUUUAGCGAAGCAGACUCUGGCCGAUGCAAAGCCAUUGGAUGAGAUUCGACAGUUAUUGAGACUUAUAUCGUUCGAUAGAGCACCAGACGGCACAUCCCCAUCAGAGUCGGCCGCGAAGCUCACCAGCCUCAUUGAGGACGUUCAGAGGUGUUCAAAGGAGCUUAGCAUGGGCGGAGCCACCCUUGAUGCGAUACAAAAAUCACACGAUGUCCUAGAUCAGUUCAGACAAGCGAAUCCCCCUUACACGACCGAACAGUGGAAAGGCUUUGAAGAUUCCACUGCCCUUCUCCUCACAGAGCUAAAAAGCUCGCUAGAGCACCCUGUACAAGAUUCAGACUCUCAAGUACGAGCUACUCUCACUGCCGUGACAAAGGAAUUGCAAGCUAGAGUCAAUCAUUUCACCUCACAGAUGAGAGUAAUGCAUAGCUGCAGAAGGGGCCAGGGCGGAGUAGGCGGUGCAGGUGCCAUAGCGGGCUCCGAAAGGGGAUCCAAUGGCGACGCUGGCAAGCUAGAUGGCAAGGUGAAAGUCCAUCCCUUAGACUUUUCAGGCUCCGAAAAUAGCCUUACCUACCUAGAUCCUGUGGCCCACCCAGAUCAAUGCCAGAUGCUUUUGAACCGGGCGGACUUGAAGUACUACGCAGCCAGCGGUGGCCAGGCUUUCGAGACUUUCACCAAAAAGCAGUUGGAGGAACAACGGUCUAAAAUGACACCUGGAUUCUCCGGGCCCAAAGGUGGGAGCCUCAUGACAGCACCUACAGGUGGCGGGGGCUCUGGUACCGAUUCGCUUUAUGGUGAAGCAGGAGCACUGUACCAAAGAAUCCUCAAGAGGCUUCACUUUGUGCCUGCUGUGAAAAGGCUUCUCAAGCUCAGCAAUAGUAAAGACACUCAAAGUCUUACUGAUGAUGAAAAAAGCAAAUACUCCCUUGUUAUGGCAUAUGCUGCAAUGGCUGCGAAUAACCUGUGUCUUGAUCCGAUUAUCCAAAUAAUGCAGGUGCACGACCACGCUGUGCAGCGUCUGAACUGGAUUGCGACUGGAAAGGACUUUAUGGGUCAUGAAGGUCUCUGGGCCCCCCGCCUUACAUACAGCUUUUACGAGGCCGAGCUAGCAGCUUUGGUCCCGAGAUCUGUGGAGCUUGCAAAGUCAUUUCAAGAAGUUCAAGGCGAGGAAAAAACCAAAGCCGCAAUCCAAAUGAGCGUUGAACAGUGCGAUCUUCAAUUGAGAGGGCUGGAGGCCCGCAUUAAAGUGAUCAGUGGGAGCACGGGUGGUCAGCUGAAGGUCAUUGGAAGCCAAAUCUAUGCAUACACGCCAAUUCUCAAGGCCAAGCGCAACGAGCUCCAGGCGAGCAUCAUUGCUGCAAAAGUAGAGAUUGCGAAGAAAAUCAACUUUGAUCCCAAAUUUUUCCUGGACGCUCUUUGCAUGAUCGCCUUUUGUCCAGAUGCCUUCAACGUUGCCGCUCAAACAUCCAAUGGCAUCUACCAGGCUGCAACAACCGUACAAAGCACCGAAGGCCAUGCAGUGAACAAGAAAUAUGUCAUUUCCCAGUUUGGCGAUGCAGGUGACAGUAUCGAAAAGCUAACUGAAGGCUACAAAGCCCGACCGGAUGGCCAUAUUGACGUCGACGACCCCGGAGCCACCAAGUUGCUGUCGACAAAGGCAAACUUGACAAAAUUGCUCAAUAGCUUCAAGAACGCCAUUCCAGAACUACACAAAGUAAUCGAGUCACAACUUGAACAUUAUGUGGGCAUUAUUGAGAAACGCAACACGGCAGUCAUAGAAUACAAUGCCGCCGUCCAGUUGCUGGCCAAGGCCCUGGCCGACCAAGAAUUCUACCAACACAGAAGUGAGGAGCUGGGUCAGCUCCAGCUGUCCGCGACCGCGCCUUCAAUUCGGCUAUGGCUCUUGAAAUAUCGCCAAGACUUAAGAUACAACAUCCUGUCUACCUUGUACCGAGGCGAGCGAGCCCUCCAGUUCUGGGGCUUGAACAACAGUCUUGCCGCCAUCCCAACAGCUCAGGAUUUCUCGGAUAUCGAUCUACUGAGGAUGCGCACCGAUGCACUUAAAGAAGUUUUCACAGAGUCAUUGACGAACCGCUCCGACAACCCGGGGACUGUGUGGCCGGCAGUUGAUCAAGUGGUCAGUACCCAAGGCAGAGGCAAAUUCUUCCACCUGCCGUCCGAUCUCGUCAAAACUUUCCGAGACCAGCCUACAAAGAUGCGGGUUAUAGGCUCCAAGCCUCCAAGCACGUAUUUGCUUUAUCAAGCAUAUUUUGCGAUUCCACCCGUCCUCAAGACGUCAAAGAAGUCAUUUGCAGACUUGGCUGGCCACGCGGACGUCCGCAUUGACUCAGCUCGAGUCUGGCUUUAUGGAGCGGCGGUGGGCAAGCGAGAUAAUAAAGCCGAACUUAGGCUCAGCCUAAUUCACCUUGGAACUGAGAGCAUUGUGCGCGAAGACAAUGAGGUCUUCGAAUUCGACCACGAUGCAGUCAGGCUUGACUGCACAUAUGACCCUACAGGCAUCAAGGAGGCUGCGGAUAUUCCCAAGUCUAUAGGAUACGAUACGCAAAAGCUCAAUUCUUUCCGCUCGCUUGUGAUGCAGGCUCGGGAUGAAACGAACGGUCGGGUGUCGGCGUCUUUUGGUCCUUUUGCCCAUUGGUGUCUGUCUGUGUCGUCAGAGGAUAAUCUAGACUUGGAUAUGAGUAGCCUGACGGACAUUGCCAUCGAGUUUUCGGGGGAAAGCAGAGGUUUCAAUUAA
This is a messenger RNA of Penicillium concentricum, 3438 nucleotides long. RefSeq lists its product as uncharacterized. NCBI's taxonomy places the organism in Eukaryota, Fungi, Ascomycota, Eurotiomycetes, Eurotiales, Aspergillaceae. The record is from RefSeq and is a predicted model, not a curated record. The transcript has 4 exons. Bases 1 to 3438 code for a protein of 1145 amino acids.